UGUAUGACUGAAUGUUAAUGUUAUAGGACCGAUACAGCAACUGCCUGCAGAAUAUAGACAUGUCCUCCACACCAUCCUUGGAAACGAUAAGCAUUUUCCAUGACGUAGCUUAACCAGAGAUGACUAUAGACUUCUUUGGGUUAAUUUUCCUGGGCCUCGGGCCCGGAAUUGCAUUUUUCUUAGUGGUGCUUGCUCGCAAGUCCUUCCUAGUGCUUCUUUCGCUCUUUAGUGCCUUCCUAUGGCUCGUGGUAUUGCUAAUCAUAUCGGCCAUCUUUCGAGGGUUUGUCCCACUGGACCCAGAGCAGGGGCCCUAUGCGGGUCUGCUCAUAGCAUCCGUGGCUAUUGAGGAGGCAGUUCGAUAUGGUGUAUGGCGUCUGCACCGUAAGACGCUGGAGCCCCUGGAGUCCAUGGCGCGUUCCUCGGGCCGCCGCUUCGCCCUGCUGGACAAGCUCUACAUGGCCCUGGCGUGGGGCUACGGUCACUCCGCUAGCCACGCGGUCUUCUUCUUCCUGUCCUUCCUGCCGCUGACGGUCAGCGACGGGACAUACUACAACCCCGCUUGCCCACAGAUGUCCAUUUUCCUGGUGGGCGCGCUGUACUCUCUCUCCUUUGGUCUGAUCCUGACAAGCCUCAUGGUGAUUGCGUUUGACGGGUACAUGGAGCGCCGCAUCGCGCACAUCGCGGCGGCACCGCUGCUGCACCUGGGGGCGUCGUGCCUGACCCUGCUCAAUUUCAAGAAGAACGGGUGCGUGGUAUCCAUGCCCGUUCUUGUGGGCCUUGGCCUGCUCCUCGUCCUUUACACCAUCGGGAUUAGCUGGCGGAAGGCCGUGCGAUGAACUUUAAGAUUCAAAAUGACUUGACUACGUCGUCCAGCAGCCUGGCAGAGGGUUCUUGUUCUAUUUAGGCAGGGAUGGAAAGCGACCCUGUCCAAGACAACGUGCACCGUGGACAGGAUACGUGGCCAAGUGUUACUUCGAUAUUGAGCCUAUGUUCGUGCCUAGGUUCGUGGCCAAGAGUUACUUCGAUAUCGUGCCUUCAACCGUCGAUGUCGUACUUUCUGGGAAGGUUUUGACUACACUGUUUUAAGUUAUUAUGAAGUACAUAGCCGUAUGCUUCAGCUGCUGCGGUGGCUUGUAUUGUGGCUGCGUUUCCAAUUUCCCGCUUUAGGUCCAUGCAUCAACCGUUAGCAGAUCACUUGAUGUAGUGAUAGGGCUCUGUUACACCUUCGGACAAAUUUGUAAAUAUCCUGCUGCUG
Molecule: messenger RNA, 1255 nt
Organism: Volvox carteri f. nagariensis
Lineage: Eukaryota; Viridiplantae; Chlorophyta; Chlorophyceae; Chlamydomonadales; Volvocaceae
Exons: 6
Coding region: 120-836 (238 amino acids)
Biological process (GO): positive regulation of catalytic activity; protein processing
Cellular component (GO): endoplasmic reticulum; membrane; gamma-secretase complex
Molecular function (GO): protein-macromolecule adaptor activity
Source: RefSeq, a predicted model, not a curated record